Messenger RNA from Fusarium venenatum, 537 nucleotides. RefSeq lists its product as uncharacterized. The record is from RefSeq and is a predicted model, not a curated record. Lineage: Eukaryota; Fungi; Ascomycota; Sordariomycetes; Hypocreales; Nectriaceae.
AUGCCCUCCGUUGAAUCACCGAACAUGGCGACACACCUCAUCACGGCACUUCUGCCCCCCGAACUUGCAGAGUCCGUUCAGAAACACAUCCUACACCCACGCUCACCAGUCCAAGUCCUCGCGCGCAACGUCCUUGUCCAGGUGCAAAAGGUUAUCGACACAGCUAUACCUAUUAUCGAACCUAUACUCGACCGCGUCAUGAUUCUGCUUGCGGAGAACCAAGGCCUUGUCGGCGUCAUUGCGUCGCUGCUCGUGCUUGCCACUGUUGUCAUCAUCCUCAACUGGAUCCGUCGUCUACUCAUGUGGUGGACUCGUCUGGCGAUGCGCAUUGUGACAUGGGCCUUUAUGUUUGCCCUGGCGGCGUGGAUCUGGGAGCGCGGCGUCUUUGAGAGCGCUAGGGACAUGACCGUCAUAGGCGCCAGGAUUUUGGGAUAUCUGGCCGUCAUCAAGGACGUUUGGCUGCAAGAGUACGACCGCUACGAAGCACAGCAGGGCAUGGCUGGAACAAGAGGCCCUGCCUCUGGACGAUCCAGAUAA